CAGGGGGCAGUGGGAUUGAUAGGGAUGUUUCCAUCAUGGCGGCAUCCAUUUCAGGUUAUACUUUUAGUUCUGUGUGUUACCACAGCGCCAAUAGCAACUCGGAUCAUGAGGGCUUCCUAUUAGGAGAAGUAAGGCAAGAGGAGACGAUCAGCAUCAGUGACGCGCAGAUAAGCAGCGUGGAGCUCAUCCAGGUUGUAGAAAUCCAUAAUCAUGACCCCUGUGCACGGUUGUUUAGCUUUUAUGACUAUGCGGGCAAAGUCAACGAAGAACAUCUCAGCAGUCUUCUAAAAGAUAGGCGAAAACAUGUGAUUGGCUGGUAUCGGUUUCGGCGGAACACGCAGCAGCAGAUGUCCUUCAGGGAGCAGGUCGUCCACAAGCAGCUGACGCAGCUGCUCGGCGUGCCCGACCUCGUCUUCCUCCUCUUCAGCUUCAUUUCCACGGCCAACAGCUCCACGCACGCGCUGGAGUACGUGCUCUUCCGACCCAACCGCAGUAGGUACAGCCAGAGAAUCACCCUCGCCAUCCCCAACCUCGGCAACACCAGCCAGCAGGAGUACAAGGUCUCCUCUGUGCCCAACACCUCGCUCAACUACGCCAAGGUCAUCAAAGAACAAGGGGCCGAAUUCUUCGACAAAGACGGCGUGAUGAAGGAUAUCCGAACCAUAUAUCAGGUGUACAGCGCGCUGCAAGAUAAAGUGCAGGCCGUGUGCGGGGAGGUCGAACAAAGUGAACGCACGAAGGAGAAAAUUCAAGACAAUGUGAACAAGCUGAAAGAACAAAUUGCACUCAGGAAACGCAAAACGGCAGAAGAGGAGCGGAUGCUCCGCGAAGCCCGGAAUCUCAACUCUACUCCGGAGGAGAACACGGAACCUUCCGAGACGUCCCUCCCAUCGAGGACACCCUUCCACGCGCCCUCCGCCCCCGAGCGGCCCAACAUCUCCCCCAACCCGCCCUCUUACGCCGACCUGCUGUCCCAAGUUGACUCUCUGCUCUCGUCUUCUUCCCCGGCCCCCACCAGCGCUGCUCUGCUUCCCCGCCCCCAAGCCGUGGGUUCUCCUGGACACCCCGCACCGGGCCCGCUGGCCACGGGUCUCGGCACGGGCCCGGGCGUCGCCGCCCCCUCUAAUCCCGUCGGCGCGCCCAGCUCGCCGUACCUCGGCAACGGCGACGGGUCGAGCUCGGACUCAUUAGACAGGCAAGCGGCGGGGCAGGAGUUCGACGAUGAAGACGAGGACAGUAGCGAGUACGAGAACCUGGUGAGCGAAGCCCCCCGCCUGCCCGUGACCCCCGCCAACCUUUUAGCUCGAAGUCGAUUGUCGGCCCUGGGCCCUGACGGGGAUGCUCGUGGGUCGCAGGCCACAUAGAAAUGCGGCGCCGGGUGUGUGCGGGACACUGACGCACCUUCUCAAGCAAUCAUGAAAAAAAAAAAAAGUGCCAGUCCUGAAAGUGAACGGCAUGUGCACCAAGCAUCCCGCAAUGUCUUUUUUUUUUGUUGUUGUUGUUGUCUUAUCUCCAUUUUAAGGGGAAACAUCGUCAGCUCACUGGAAGGGGGCACUUAAUAUUGUGUGUGUUUUUUGGGGGAUUUUUUUUCCCCUACCACCCCCACCCCGCCUAUGGGUGCUGCCUGGGUACUUAAUUUGGGACGUGUCUGGUGUUUUAGGGUUAUAUACACAAGGAGGGUGUUACCUCUGCCAACCAGCGAAGUCCACAGAAAGGCAGGUCCUGCUUCCCCCUCUCUUUUUUUUUUUCCAUAUUACACUAACACACACUCUUGCAUCACUUUUGCACUAUUUAUUGCCUUCAUUUUGAAACCACCUCUCAAAGAAAACAAAACAAAAGGGAUGUGAUUAAUCUGCCUUUUCACUUUUGUGUUGGACUACCAAUUGUUUUCUCGUGCACGUUGUCAUUUUUGAUUUGGGAUUUGUAACUGUUAACGAAUGAUCGAUUCAGUACAAAAAAAAAAAUUGAAUCAUUGGGCAAGUAAAUGACAACUAGAUCAGCCACGUAUGAGUGCUUUAUAUAUAAAAUCUAUAUUUUCUUUUGAUGUGAGAUUAGACACGAAUGUCAACUGAAAAACACUGAAAUUGUAUCGCGCUUCGCUGCACUUAACAUAAGAAAAAUGUACGAUUUUCUUUGUGCUAUACCAAUGAGGUCCUGUCUUGCUACUUGUAACGCCCAGUCUAACCACUCCAGCUCUUGGUACAUUGUACAGGGGCUUCACAGGGCACACACAAACACAAUGUACUGUAGCUUUACUAACCGGAUGCUUAAGGGGUUCCCUUCUACUGCUGCAACACACAGAGCUACCACUAAACUUCAUUUAGAGAAGAAAAAAAAAACCCACAACAACCUGGCUGCUCUAUCCACUUUCCUCUGCUCCUUGCUAAUAUUUCUGACCAUAAUCACUUGACGCUCACCUCUCGCUCACUUGUUAACUAUUAAAGUCAUUCAUGGAAGGCUUGGUAACAUUUGUAAUGUGUGACUUUUAACCGCGGUGAUCAUCACAACAGCUUUGCUUUCUAUUUAUGGCGCAGCAAAAUUUAGGUCUCUAUUACAGCUUUGGUGGUGGUUCUCCCCUCUUGGCUAACAAUGACCACCACCCAACUGUCGCUGUUCCCAUCACCCCCCCCCCCCGCCUACCCCCCUCCAGGAAACACUAAAGUAGAAGUACAGUAGAGUCACGACUGUGACUUUGCCAUCUUUGUCGAUAGAAACAGAAAGCCACUACAAAGGCGCAUGAAACCCGCUCGGUCAUUUUGAGAGGACUAAAAUAAAAGUGGAACAGUCUAGUUUUAGGGCAAUGCAGAAGCUCGACGGUGUAUGAUGCGGUUACCAGCGGGUUGAACUGAUGUAUUUUGUCUGGAAAACAAGCUUUUAGCCAUGUAAAGACAUUUGUGUGCACAUUUGUGGGUGAUUGGGGGGCUUCAGGCCUGUCUCAUUUGCAUCACUGAUCAGGAACUGGCAUUGUUUAAAUGUGACUUCACAAUCGCAAUCUCAUGACGUACAAAAAACCUGACAUUUGUUGUAUGCUUUUCCCUGGAGAACUGGAGCGUGUGAUGAGCAAAAUUAAGUAUUGAAUGUGCAGUCGACGAGGGGGUGGGCGUGGUGGCAUGAGUUGAAUUUUGAGCCAGGAGUUUGGGAGACAUGCUCUCAAAAGCCCCUCCAAUGAUUCCUAUCCCGUUUGGAUGGUGGCUCACUUCCAAGUUGUUCUGGUUUCAACUCGAAAUGUUUCCCAUCCAUCCAUUUUCUAUUGCGUUUGCCCUCAUAAGUGUGUUGCUGGAGUCAAGCCCAGCUGAAUUUGGGUAAGAGGCGAGCUACACCCUGGAUUGGAUGUCAGACAAUUUGUAAUUUGCAAACUGCCCCCAUUCUAACUUCCGUGAAAGUUAAAACCUCUGCGCAGUAAAACUAGACAAAAUGCAACAAAUCUGUUUGCAUGCUAAUUGUUAGCUAUUUUGCUUUUAGCUACGUGCUGUUUACAUCAGCAGUUUUUUUGAUCCAAUUCAUCUUUUGUUUGUAUUGCUCGUAAUUAACUGAGCAGUCAGGUUCUUUUAGCGUCACAAGAAGGAAAAAAAAAAAGAAAAAUACCAGGAUUUCCAUUUCAGAUGCUCACUGGGCUGAAGUCUUAUACUACCUGAUGUCACCCAUGGUGGGUGUUUUUGAAGUUGUAACUCAAAUUUGUUAGCCUCAUACCAUAAAGGACCAAGUCUUUUUUUUUUUUUUUUUUU
This is a messenger RNA of Hippocampus comes (tiger tail seahorse), 3725 nucleotides long. It is a transcript of the gene abraxas2, whose product is annotated as abraxas 2, BRISC complex subunit. Lineage: Eukaryota; Metazoa; Chordata; Actinopteri; Syngnathiformes; Syngnathidae. Gene Ontology annotation, molecular function: microtubule binding; polyubiquitin modification-dependent protein binding. The record is from RefSeq and is a predicted model, not a curated record. The transcript has 9 exons. The coding region runs from base 36 to 1364 and encodes 442 amino acids. Gene Ontology annotation, biological process: mitotic spindle assembly; protein K63-linked deubiquitination; attachment of spindle microtubules to kinetochore. Gene Ontology annotation, cellular component: nucleus.